CAACGAGUCGGGGGCAGGAAUACCAGUAUGCUUGCUUGGAAACUUGCCAUCUGCCUGCUGGGCACUGCUACAGGAGCCAGGAUCGGGGAGGAGUACGUGUACCCCCGGAUCCUGGAGGAGAGAUCUUCAGAUGGCCUCAAGCUGGUGUCCGUCGACGGGAAGAAGAUUCUCAGGCUGGAGAAGGCGUCCGUGCUAGCCGAGACCCUACUCGUGACGUCAUACGACGGGAACGGGCAAGUGACGCACACGACGAUUCAAGCCGAAGAAAUUGAGAAGUACCACUACCGUGACCGCGACCAAUACGCCUCCUUGAUGGUGCGCGACACAGGGAAUGGCCUCGAAAUGACAGGGAUAGUGGACACUGUCACACGAAUCGAACCUGUGCUCACAGCGCCGCGAUCGUUGGACGGGUCCUUGCCGCACAGGUUGCACACCAUGCCAGAGGAAGAAUUGGAACGGCUCAAGAAGAUCGCUACUCCGAUCAAAUCUUCGAUGGCAUCGCUCCUGGCUCCAAGAUCCACGAGGGUCGAUGUACAUCGGCGCGAAGUCAAGCAAGAGGUGUCUAUCAUCUCGGAUUCGGAGCACCACAAGAACAUGUCCAGAGAACAGCUGUGUGCUUACCUUGUCAUUUUUAUGACUGCUGUCAGCAUGCGAUUUGAUCAGACGUCAAAUCCAACUCUCUCGUUUCGAGUGGUUCAGAUAGUGAUGACAACAAAGGAGCAAGACCUAUUGUUCCUUCAUAUGCACAAUGAAUACGUGGAAGCCUAUGCUACGGUAAAGCAAAUGUAUGAGUUCACGAGGCAAUACGAAAACUCCUAUCCCGACCUAUUUUUGGCGUUGUCCGGGAGAGAUUUAGUUACUGUGGACAACGGCGGACAUAUGUCUAAGGGAAUUGCAGGUAUGGCAGAAGUCGGUGGUGCGUGUUCAACGUAUGCGAACUUUGCCAUUGUUGAAGACCGAGGGCAAGCGUACCUUGGCAUUCACUUCGCCGUUCACGAAUUGGGCCAUUCGUACGGUUGCGUUCACGAUGGAGACGGACCGGCCAAGCACAUUCAUGGUCAUAAGGGUUCCCAGGAUCCAGACUGCGCCUUCAAGCACGGCUACAUCAUGAGUUAUUUUGACGGCGGAAUCAAUAGAUUUUAUUUUUCUAAAUGCUGUCUGGCGCAGAUGCGCGUUUUCUUGAGCAACCAAGUAGAACAGUGCUUCAAAAAUACAUUCCAAAUGGACUUCAUGAAGACCUUCCCGAAUUUGCUCCCAGCCAGGGUCACAUCUGUCGGCCGCUACUGCCAGGCAAAGUACCCAGAUAUGAAGAACGUCUUCUAUGAACCGGACCGGCAGAAGGAGAUAAAUUGCAAGGUGGUUUGUUCCGGUUAUAGAACAGAUGGGUCGAAGCGUUCCAUCGUUACCCCGGCUCUAGAUGGCAUGGUCUGUGUCUUGGGAAAGAGCUGCAUCAAAGGACAGUGCAUCACUGAUUAA
Molecule: messenger RNA, 1476 nt
Organism: Ixodes scapularis (black-legged tick)
Lineage: Eukaryota; Metazoa; Arthropoda; Arachnida; Ixodida; Ixodidae
Product: A disintegrin and metalloproteinase with thrombospondin motifs 16-like
Exons: 14
Coding region: 28-1476 (482 amino acids)
Biological process (GO): proteolysis
Molecular function (GO): metalloendopeptidase activity
Source: RefSeq, a predicted model, not a curated record